AUGGCCCUGAGCGCCUCUAGUUAUCAAGCAACAGCUGAUCGUGUUACCACAUGGCUGAUAUUCAUUCCACCUUUUAUCGGUCUGAUUUGGUCGAUGAUCGAAGCAUGGCGAGUCGCAGCUGUCAAACUCGAUGGACAUCUAGGUGAAUAUAAACUAUCUGACCCAUUAACAGCAGAGCACGGAACAAAUGUUGUUCAGCAGCUUGCUAUUAUGAAGCGCAUUGCCAAGAAUAUUGCCGAGGGUGCGGGCACCUUUCUUUAUCAAGAGUACCGGUACAUGGUUGUUUACAUCAUCGUUUUCUCAAUUAUUAUUGGCCCCUCUGUUGGUAUUGGAGCCAUGGUGUCCUUCAUUAUCGGAUCACUGACUUCAAUUGUUUGCGGAUGGAUUGGAAUGAAGAUCGCCGUUUACGCGAAUGUCCGCACGGCCCAUGAGGCGUGGACCGAUCUUGAGCCUGCCUUUGAAGUUGCGCUUCGUGCAGGUUCAGUGAUGGGUUUCGUUCUUGUUUCCCUUGGAAUUCUCAAUUUGGCUGUUUUGAUCGUCAUCUAUUCGAUGCCACAGUUUUUCGGUGAUAGCACAAAGGAACUUUAUGAAGCUAUCGCAGGAUACGGUCUUGGUGGUUCAUCAAUUGCUCUCUUUGGGCGUGUCGGAGGAGGGAUUUACACCAAAGCUGCGGACGUGGGAGCAGAUUUGUCCGGAAAGAACGAAUACGGAAUGUCUGAAGACGACCCUAGAAACCCUGCAUGCAUCGCUGACAAUGUCGGUGACAAUGUUGGUGACGUUGCUGGCAUGGGUGCUGAUCUCUUCGGUUCACUCGCGGAAUCCACUUGCGCUGCUCUUGUUAUUGCUGGUGCAUCUGCUGGAGUUUUCGAAGGAGUUGCUGGACUUGCCAACACUUGGUCAGGAAUGAUGUUUCCCGUCGUUAUCUCAUCAACAGGAAUUAUCGUCGGUGUCAUCACAAUCAUUAUUAUCCAAAACUUCUAUCCCGUUCGUGAAUUGGAGCAAAUUGAAAAGGCAUUGAAGCAAGUCCUUGUCAUCUCGACCACUCUUCAAACCCCUGUCGUUAUCAUUCUCUCGUAUUAUCUUCUUCCCACCGAAUUCUAUCUGAGAAAUUUUGGAGUCUCGACAUGGUGGAAGGCGAUGCUGUCAAUCGUUCUCGGGUUGUGGUCGGGACUGGUGAUCGGAUUCAUCACAGAAUAUUACACAUCGCAUUCCUAUUUCCCAGUUCGUGAAAUUUCACGUACUCAAGUCGUCUCUGCUGCAACUGGGAUCAUCUAUGGUUUGGCUCUCGGCUAUCUCAGCUGCAUUACAGUUGUCUGCUUGGCUGUGUCCGUCUGUGUCGCUCACCAAAUUGCCGGCAUGUAUGGAAUUGCCCUUGCUGCGCUCGGAAUGCUGGGAACGCUCACGAUGGGUCUUACAAUUGAUGCCUACGGUCCCAUUUCUGAUAAUGCUGGAGGAAUCGCUGAGAUGGCUGGUUUGGGUCCCGAAGUUCGUUACAAGACUGACGCUCUCGAUGCUGCUGGAAAUACAACUGCUGCUAUCGGAAAGGGUUUUGCAAUUGGAUCAGCGGCACUUGUUUCGUUGGCAUUGUUCGGAGCUUACACAGUUCGAGCCCAAGUCAAAGUUGUCGACAUUCUCGACCCCUGGACGUUCACUGGUCUUCUCUACGGCGCUAUGAUGCCCUACGCCUUUGCCGCUUUAACAAUGAAAUCGGUUGGAAUUGCCGCGACUGAUAUGGUGAAAGAAUGCCUCGAUCAAUUCCCGAAAAUCAUCAACGGAACUAUGGAGCCUCAAUACAAUCGGUGCAUCGCGAUCUCGACCCGUGCAGCUCUUCGUGAAAUGAUCGCACCUGGUGCGCUUGUCAUUUUGUCGCCUCUUGUUGGCGGAGUUCUCUUCGGAAAGAACGCCGUCGCUGGAAUGCUUGCUGGAGCUCUUGUUUCUGGCGUCCAACUUGCGAUUUCCAGCUCCAAUUCGGGAGGGGCUUGGGACAAUGCGAAAAAGUACAUCGAGACUGGAGCACUGGGACCUGAUCACGCCAAGGGAUCCGCUGCUCAUAAGAACGCAGUCACUGGCGAUACUGUCGGCGACCCAUUGAAAGACACAUCUGGACCAUCGCUGAAUAUUCUCGUCAAGCUGUCUGCGAUUAUUUCCCUGGUGUUUGGGUCUGUCUUGGCCGAUCAUUUCUCUAAUGAACAGGGGGGGCCGUUCUGGGUCCACGCCUCUGCUUGA
Molecule: messenger RNA, 2226 nt
Organism: Condylostylus longicornis
Lineage: Eukaryota; Metazoa; Arthropoda; Insecta; Diptera; Dolichopodidae
Biological process (GO): proton transmembrane transport
Cellular component (GO): membrane
Molecular function (GO): inorganic diphosphate phosphatase activity; diphosphate hydrolysis-driven proton transmembrane transporter activity
Source: RefSeq, a predicted model, not a curated record